Messenger RNA from Engraulis encrasicolus (European anchovy), 3093 nucleotides. RefSeq names its product WD repeat domain 43 (gene wdr43). Gene Ontology annotation, biological process: maturation of SSU-rRNA from tricistronic rRNA transcript (SSU-rRNA, 5.8S rRNA, LSU-rRNA). Lineage: Eukaryota; Metazoa; Chordata; Actinopteri; Clupeiformes; Engraulidae. The record is from RefSeq and is a predicted model, not a curated record. Gene Ontology annotation, molecular function: protein binding. Gene Ontology annotation, cellular component: nucleolus. The coding region runs from base 34 to 2055 and encodes 673 amino acids. The transcript is spliced from 18 exons.
UGCUCCCUCCACGAUAACACGUGUUUCCUGACCAUGCGUCUUUCCGAAUACGCAGACGUACGCAGAGAUUCAGCAAUGGCGUCCGAUGGUGGCUCUUCGUUGCAGAUGCUACCUUGUGCUUUCUCUCCCAAAUCACAUCAAUACCUGGCACUGUGUGCACAGGAUGGUCGAUUGCGUAUUUGGAAUACAGACAGCAAAACCCUUCACCAGGAAUAUGUGCCUUCUGCCCACUUGAGUGCCACUUGUACCUGCAUAGCUUGGGGACCAUGCCGAACAGCUAAGGAGGGGCCUCAGAGGAAAAAGAGGAAAUCGGAAGCUGGCCAGUUGACUGAGGCACCAGACCUGGUGGCACUGGGCACGGCAGCAGGCAGCAUCCUUAUCUACAGCACAGUCAAAGGCGCCCUGCAGUGUACACUGGAUGGGGGCCACACUGGAGCUGUGAAUACUGUACAGUGGCACCCGGAGGAGAAUGUGCUCUACAGUGGCUCAGAUGACACACACAUUGCGGAGUGGGACCUACAGACAGGCAAACUGCGCUGUAAGUGGAAGGCGGAUCGGACAGCGGUGACAAGUCUGUGUGUGAGUCCCAAUGGGAAGCUCCUUCUCUCAGGUGGAAUGACCAUCAAGAUGUGGGACUUGGAGACCAAGGAGGUGUACAGGAAGUUCACAGGUCACUCCACCAUGGUGACGACCCUCUGCUUCGCUACGACACGGCCACCGGACAGCGAGGGAAUGUACUUCCUCUCUGGGGCAGCUCACGAUCGACUCCUUAGUGUGUGGCAAGUGCGGUCGGAUGGGAAGGAUAAGAACUCGGUGGUGUCAUUCACAUUGACAGAUGAGCCACAGCACAUUGACCUCCUCAAGUCAGACAGCAAAGAGGAGGCGGUACGGUUAGCCGUGGUGUGUAAGGAUGGACAGCUACAUCUUUUCGAGCACUUUCUCAAUGGUCCCUGUAAGAAGCCCCUCUCUCCGGCCUGCUCAGUGCAGGUGUCUAGUGUGGGUGGUAAGUCCAGUGAGGAUGACACUCCAGUGCCCGUGCCCCUGCUGGCUGCGGCGCUCAACACAGACAAGCAGAGCCUGACGCUGGCCUACGGCAACCACCUUCAGCCAGUCAUGGAGAGAGCGCCUGUGAACACAUCUGAGAGGCAUGUAUGUCUAGUACGGGACUUGAAGACAACACUGCAACUCUCCAUAGACUCAUCUGUCUCCAGGGUGAAAACCCCAAUAGUGAAUGAGAAAAGUAAGGUGUUGGCUCCUGGUUUACCGGGACACCAGGCACCACCCAAAGCAGCUGUUCAGAGCAGCCACCCAGAGAAGAGGAAGAAGGGUGCUCGAACUGAGAUGUCAAUAGAGGAGCGACUUGAGCAGGUGGAGCUGUCUGCUAUAGGAAAGGGAGGGGAGAAGGGCGUCUCCACCCUGCAAACGGAUAGCUACGCUGUGCUGCUGGUUCAAGGACUGGAGAGCAAAGACAAAAACAUCCUUAAUAGAAUAUUCCAAACUCGUAAAGAAACAAUGAUCAGGAAUACGGUUUCCCGAGUACCCCUCCCAGCAAUCUUACCAUUAUUGGAGGAGCUUUCAAUAAGACUGCAAGGACAUCCCAGCUCAGCUCACACAGCAGUGGAUUGGCUAAAAGCAGUGUUGACGCUACACACAUCUUACCUAUCAUCAUUACCAGAUUUAGUGAGCCAACUGGGCAGGCUGUAUCAUCUGAUUGAGAGCAGAGUGAAGGGCUACCAACAGCUCAUGAGGCUCCACGGAAAACUAUAUUUACUAAUGACCCAGGCGGCGCAAAGAAGCAGCGCCACUAAGGCGAGUGAGCUGGACCACACGGCCAAACUUGUAUAUGAGGAUGAGUCCUCUGAUGAAGACGAGGCCUCAGGAGAUGAAGGACUGCCUGGGGACGAAUCAGAGAACUGGGAGGAGGAUGAUGAUGAGGAGGAUAUGGAGACGGAGGAGAAGCAGAAUCAUGCGGAUGAGGAGAUGCAGGAGGACUCGAAAGCCAACGGGGAGGACGAGUCAGACUUGGAGCCUGAAAACGAGAGUGAAGAGGAAUGAAUGAUCCCGAAUGAGUGACGGACCGGAAUGAGCUGAAAGAAACAAAGGAACAGAAAAGGACCUGACAAAAGAUUUAUGUAUGCUUUCAUCUAAUUUCCAUGUUUUCAAUUUUAUUUUAACAGAAGAAACAAAAAAAGUUUUAUAUAAUUUCAAUGACGGCAACAACGGCUCAUUCCCCCACGCUUUCGUUCCCCCGGCCCCACCCAAACGUUUUUUGUGUGUGUCUCACUUCCCUAUUAUGACUUGAAGGAGAACGCUUCCUCUUAGGAUCUGAUGUCACAACACCUAUCCCACAGGACUGUCUGUACCUGUACCCAUUAUGCCACCAUUCCCUGCUCUCUCUCUCCCCUUUCCUCCUUUACACACUGCCCAAAUACUCUGUCUUUUCCUGGGGAUCUGCAUAAAGCUUCCAUGUAAAGAAGAAAUCCUGCACUCGCGAACAGUGAUGGGAAACAUGGAAUCAGAAGAUAUAGUCCUGUGCCAUGUUUUCCAAGUGACUUGAGUUUACCGCUCUUGUUGCGUUAGAAGUGGGGCAUUUGGACCGGUAACGCCAGGUCAUUUGAAAAAUGUGACACUGGAUUGUGGAUUGUGAAUCCAGCCAGUUUCCCCAUCACUGCUCGCAAGGGCCAUUUGGAGGUGUAUGAUUGUCUGUAUGUCCACAUGCAAUCUGUAAAAUUGAUGUGUACAGUGCAACAUUUCUAAUGGGGGUUUCCCUGUGCUUAUUAUAACAGUUUGGGAUUUGGGAUUAAAAAACAAGUUCUUUGAAACCAUGUUCGACAACCAUGUCCUCUUUUUAUUCUUUUCUUCUGUUUGUGUUGUUUUUUUUUUCCCCUCCUUGACUUGGGCCGUGGAUGCUGGACUUUGUCUCCGUAAUGAAAUGUGACAUAUGGACUGCUUUUUCAUAGAUGGAGAUAUUAAUAGUAUUCAAUGAAAAAGGUUGGAAAUUCUGUGAAUUAUUGGUUCCUUCAAAUGUAUUUUGAGGUGACCCCUGACCAUUGUAAAAUUUAAAUAAAUUGCUUUGUCCUUCUUUUGCUGGUA